GAAGAGCAGGAGAAGGGCACGUUCCAUCUCAAGCCAUCUACUGCUGAACCGAGUUUGAAAUCUCAAGAAUGGCCAUUACUGUUGAAGAAUUUCGACAACAUGAAUGUACGAACUAACCAUUACACCCCUCUUCCUGAAGGAUGUUCCCCAUUGAAAAGGGAAAUCAAGAAUUACAUAUCGUCUGGUUUUUUCAAUUUGGACAAACCGGCGAAUCCGUCGUCUCAUGAGGUUGUGGCUUGGAUUAAGCGCAUCCUUCGAGUUGAAAAAACAGGCCAUAGUGGUACUCUGGACCCUAAGGUGUCUGGAUGUCUCAUCGUAUGUAUCGAUCGUACUACUCGGUUAGCAAAAUCUCAGCAAGGUGCAGGUAAAGAAUACGUUGCCAUCUUCAAACUUCAUAAUGCUGUAGAAAGCGAAAAGAAGAUAAGGCAAGCACUGGAAAAGUUAACCGGUGCUCUGUUUCCAACGUCCUCCACUGAUCUC
Messenger RNA from Ostertagia ostertagi, 480 nucleotides. Lineage: Eukaryota; Metazoa; Nematoda; Chromadorea; Rhabditida; Trichostrongylidae. The record is from the annotation of a GenBank genome assembly.